Messenger RNA from Marchantia polymorpha subsp. ruderalis, 2630 nucleotides. NCBI's taxonomy places the organism in Eukaryota, Viridiplantae, Streptophyta, Marchantiopsida, Marchantiales, Marchantiaceae. The record is from the annotation of a GenBank genome assembly.
GUCCAUAGACGCACGCUCUUCUUCCGAAGAGAUGACGCAGAAUCCACGGAAGUGAGGGGCGCCAGAUUGAAGCGCAUCGAGAAUGAGUUGCGUGGGCGCCAUGUCUCUGCGGCAGGGUUUCGCUGCCACUCAGAGAGCGGUCGGAUUUCCUGCAUCUUCUUCCCCGAAGGCCGCCAGUGCUCUGGCUGCCUCUGCUUCCUCGUCUCUUUGGGGCGACGGAAAAUGGUCGGGAGCCGCGAGAGCAAAUUUUCGUGGUGUUUGUUUCGCGAGGGGAAGAUAUGGUGCAUGCCGAGCGAAUUCCGCGAGAGAGGUUUCCACGGGCCCGAGCAUUGUCACGCAGAAGCAAGGCGCACAGGAGAAGGGCAACAAAAAGAAAGACGAGGCCCUGCAGUCGGAGCUGCGGCUGUAUAACACCAUGACUAGGCAGAAGGAGAUUUUCCGGCCCAUCGUUCCUGGUAAAGUGAGCAUGUAUGUCUGUGGCGUUACGUCGUACGAUUUCAGUCACAUCGGUCACGCCCGAGUUUAUGUGGCAUUCGACGUUUUGUACAGAUAUUUGAAGAAUUUGGGGUAUGACGUGACUUAUGUGCGAAAUUUUACGGACAUUGAUGAUAAGAUUAUAAAUAGAGCUAAGGAAACAGGAGAGGACCCUAUAAGCUUAAGUGCUCGGUUCUGUGACGAAUUCCAUGUUGAUAUGGCAGCACUGCGAUGCCUCCCUCCUACUUUAGAACCUAAGGUUUCUGGGCACAUCAGACAGAUAGUUGAGAUGAUAAAGAAGAUUAUUGAAAACGGACACGCUUAUGCUAUCGAGGGUGGGGAUGUCUAUUUCUCAGUUGAAAGCUUUCCAGCUUACGGCCAGCUGUCCGGGCGUUCUCAAGAUGAGAAUCGUGCUGGUGAGCGUGUCACUGUAGAUUCUCGAAAGCGCAAUGCAGCAGACUUUGCCCUCUGGAAGAGUGCAAAGCCUGGAGAGAUUUCGUGGCAGAGUCCGUGGGGUCCUGGCCGGCCCGGGUGGCAUAUUGAGUGCAGUGCCAUGAGCGCAGAGCAUUUAGGACAUUCUUUUGAUAUCCACGGUGGAGGACUGGACUUAGUUUUUCCGCAUCAUGAGAACGAGAUUGCUCAGAGCUGUGCAGCAUGUGCUGACAGCAGUAUUCGGUACUGGAUACACAAUGGAUUCGUGACCAUUGAUGCUGAGAAAAUGUCCAAAUCUCUUGGGAACUUUUUCACCAUUCGAGAGGUAUUGGAGCAGUUCUCCCCGCUUGCACUUCGCUGGUUUCUUAUUGGAACACAAUAUCGAAGUCCGGUUAAUUACUCGAAGCGACAACUGGAAGUUGCUUCAGACAGGAUAUAUUACCUGUAUCAAACCUUAGCAGACUGCAUGCAACUUUUGAGCGAAAGUUCUCCAGAUUCUCAACCUGCUUCGAAGGAAGUAACCGAAUGUGUGAAGGGAAUGAAAACUGCAUUUUUCACAGCAAUGUCAGAUGAUCUGCUGACUCCAGUUGCGGUGGCAGCUUUUUCUGAGCCUCUCAAGCUGAUGAAUGACCUAAUGCAUACCAAAAAGGGGCGCAAAGACAAGUCUCGAAUAGCAUCGUUGAGACUGAUGGUGAAUGAGUUUCAGAGUUUAUUGGAAGUGUUAGGACUUUCAGUGUCCAGCUACGAUGAGGUCUUGCAGGAUAUAAAGCGACUAGCCUUGAAACGGGCAGGUCUGACUGAAGAAGAUUUGAUGGCCCAAGUUCAGGAGAGAGCAGGUGCGCGAGCUGCAAAAGACUGGGAGCGUUCCGAUGUCAUUCGCCAAAAUCUCGUCGCGCUAGGAAUAAACCUUAUGGAUGGGGGUGAUGGCACGCAAUGGCGCCCGGCCGCUGUCGGAGAAGACGAGAGCGUUUUAGUGAAGUAGGCAGCCUGGGCCAUCUGUAUGAUCUGUACGAUCUGUUCGCCACUCAUCAUUCUUAUAUUGAUAUCGUCUCCAAACUCACUACUGCUCUGAUGCUGCGAUAUCUGGAUGUUGCUGUCUUUGCGCCACUGUCUGAUUCUGUCCCCGGCCAGGCCAAGGGGGCGCCAUGGAUUCCAUUGUCUGAAGGUUUUGCCACCACCGGUCAGUCCAGCUUAGCUCAGAUCGCAGUCGCUUUUCACCGUAAAGAAACCUGAUGGUCCGAAAGUAUGUAUGGCGUGAGGGAUCAGGCAUGGGAGAAGUCGGUUUCUCUCAGGUGGCAUUAUGGCAGCGAGAUGCGAAAAGAAGAAUUCCCCGUCUUUUGCCAUGUUCAAUGGCCGAAAGGAAAAGGCAGGCUCGUCUCGAGGAGAGCCAUCUCCCUCGCUCCCUUUCUCUCUCGCGUUAUCCAAUGAAUCUCAUCUGCAGACGAUGCAGCCCAUGCCGCGUUAUGAUUAUAUUAUCAUCGGUCGAUGAGAUAUAUUCCGCACUGUCACUCGCAGCCUUGCCCUCACCUCACCUCGUCCCGGCGGACUUCGUUCCCCCCACCAGGGGGGACGUGAGUUUCAUGAGCAUGUUGCCAAAAGCUAUCCUGCAGCCGUUGGAUGAUAUGGCCAGUCCUGCUUUUGUUUCCCCUGACGCCAAAGCUGCGACAGCCCGCGUGCCGUCGCCCGUCCUGUCCUGUCCCGUGCCCUGUCCCGACCCGACCCGU